AUGAUAGCUUCCCGACCUCGUAGUACGACAAAGGGUCCACUUGAUCAGAUAGACGAUCCACUCGGCACCGAAACGGUGAACACACUGAGGCAAUCCUGCCCGGCAGCUCAAACUGAGCUGUCUGGUCUUUCCUUUGAGAAUCUGGAUCCACUUGCUCCUGAUGAUCUGCCACCUACCGUGGAGAAAGACCUCUCAUUCCUUCUUCGCUAUGAGAUAUAUCACUCUCUGUCACAGCUGGACAUCCCACAUGCAUUGCGCUCCGAAUUCAUCGUUCCAGCCUCCAGCGAGUCAUUAUCUUCGACUCUUCAAAAACUCGAGAAACUCCUGACGGAGGGCCAUUUCUUACUGGCAGCUCAUCUCAGUGGAACGAUACUGGCGUCUUCUCUGAUCAAACCCACAGACAUCAAACGCAUCUUUGCUUUGUUCUACACCCGGUUGGCAUGCCUACAGCUUUCCGGGAAUACCAUCAUUGCCGCACAGGAGUCUAAAGCUCUGGAGGACUUGACCUCUGCUUUUUACUACGUAGAGCCGCUACCUGAUAAAUCCGACAAAGAUCCGAGCUAUCCUCGCCAUAUUGUGCCAUGGCCUCUGAGGGCCUUAGCCGUGCGACUUCAAAGUAUAGGAUUCGGCGACUCUCGAAGGGGCAUUGGCGGUCUUUAUGAGAUUGGCCUGGAGGCAAGAAGGGAGAUCUUGCGGGCAGAUCUUGAUCCGGCGGAGCGGCAACUCUGGAGGGAACGGCUCGCGGACUUGGGGAUCCGGAACGUCAAUGCACUGAUCGAAAUGGGCGAUCUCAAUGCGGCCAAACAGGCACUCUAUAGUUUGCGCAUGUCAGGCGUAGACAAUGAAACCCGCAACGCAAGGAAGGCGCUCCUGUUGGUGUUGAUCGGCGAUCUUGACAGUGCCAGGCUAUUGUGCAGCGAGGGCAGUGAAAAUGAGCAGGGCUUCUUCAACGCCCUCUUCAGUAUGGCUGAGGGUCAAUAUAGCACGGCAGCCGACGAAUGGCGCAGUCUGCUGGAGCGCGAGCGCCAAAGACCUGACGAAGCCAUUAUCCAGCAGAACCUAGCAGUCUGCUUGUUGUACACUGGUCGACUGAAUGAGGCUCGUGAAGUUCUCGAAUCCUUGAUACAAAAAGAGCAUUCAUUCCCGAGCCUCGUGUACAACUUAUCGACUAUCUACGAGCUGUGUUCUGAGAAGGCUGGGAAGCUCAAAACAGAUCUUGUCGAGAUUGUAGCCAAACAACCAGUGACGGGAGUCCUAAACUUGGACCGGCCAAGUGCAGAUUUCAAGAUCUAA
Aspergillus fijiensis CBS 313.89 is the source of this 1293-nucleotide messenger RNA. RefSeq lists its product as uncharacterized. Gene Ontology annotation, molecular function: protein binding. Gene Ontology annotation, cellular component: TRAPP complex; Golgi apparatus. Lineage: Eukaryota; Fungi; Ascomycota; Eurotiomycetes; Eurotiales; Aspergillaceae. The record is from RefSeq and is a predicted model, not a curated record. The coding region runs from base 1 to 1293 and encodes 430 amino acids. The transcript has 3 exons.